Penaeus chinensis is the source of this 8091-nucleotide messenger RNA. RefSeq lists its product as uncharacterized. The record is from RefSeq and is a predicted model, not a curated record. The coding region runs from base 104 to 4090 and encodes 1328 amino acids. Gene Ontology annotation, biological process: protein deubiquitination involved in ubiquitin-dependent protein catabolic process; protein K11-linked deubiquitination; protein K48-linked deubiquitination. Gene Ontology annotation, cellular component: nucleus; cytoplasm. The transcript is spliced from 11 exons. Gene Ontology annotation, molecular function: cysteine-type deubiquitinase activity; zinc ion binding; K63-linked polyubiquitin modification-dependent protein binding. NCBI's taxonomy places the organism in Eukaryota, Metazoa, Arthropoda, Malacostraca, Decapoda, Penaeidae.
CAGGUCGAACAGGUCUUGAGGUGGCCGUGGGAUUUCCUUACAGUGCUCCCUGCUGUCGCGAGUGAAGCGCAGGGAAACGGCUGUGGCCCCUGGAGACUUUGCCAUGAAUUGCGAGAGGACUGCCGUGGCGCGCAGCGUCCGCCACGUGCCUCAUGCACGCACGCUGGUCCCGGCGAAGGGAAGGGAAGUGCGUUCAGGGCCGAGAGUGAGGACGCUGCCAGCGGUGAUGCCAGGCCGCUUUCCGCCGAGCAGACUGGGCUUUCGCGCGUCGUCAAGAUGGUGCGGGAUGGAGGCAGAAAAAGUGACAGAGUUCAUCUCCUAUACACAGGCUGACCCAGUCCUCGCUCGACAAAUUUUGCAGAGCGAGAACUGGGAUGUAAAGGCCGCUGUGCAGCUCUUUUCGGUGCUAAGAGGGGCCAGUCCCUUUCAUCACUCAGGGUCGGUGCGAACAUCUGCUCCCCCCAACUUCAACCCUUCAGUUAAGCCUCCUGUAGCUCCAAAACCAGUCCUAGUUGACCACAAGCCAAAUGUAGAUUUGAGAUAUGCAGGCGAUGUACGAUCAGCAGCACCAAGAUUGGCUCCAUUGCCACCUGCAAGAACAAGGAAAGUUGCUGUCUUGCCGAAGCUCCCACACGAUGGAUCAGCAGCAUUGUCAUCACCUCACCUCCUUCCUCCAGUGGGACAGGACAACCCCUCCAGUGGAAGCAUGCUGAUAGACACUUAUAAUCAGCAGGGGGUGACACCACUGCCAAGAACUGGUAGCUUGCCACCUCUCCAGAAAGGUCUUGGUGGGUAUAAUCAAUGUGCAAACAUCUCUCAAGGGACAGAUGUUUGUUCAUCCUCAUGUGCAACCUCACUGACACCUUCUCCUGUGCCUAGUAUAAACAAAGGUUCAUCAAAGCCUCAUAGCGGAAGUGCUAAAAAUGCCCUUCUAAUAGAAAAAGUUCGUGGUACUUCUAUUGGCUUUUCUGAGAGCCAGAAGAAUAUAGUACAUGAUGGUGCCACAAGGGCUUCCGUUAUGCCUAACAACACUCCAACUUCUCAAAUAACUGUUAAUAGUAGCUGUAUUAUAAGUGUUAAUAAUCCUAAUAACAAUACCAAUAAAAACAAUAAUAUCUACUUAGAUGACUACACACCACCUUCUGGGAAUAUCUCAGGGAAUGUCCCCAUCUCAAGCCAGACAACGAACAGUGUUUACAAUACCUUAUCAUCAUGUUCAUCGUCCCUUUCCUCAACUAUGCAGGCUGCUUCCAAAGACUCGUUAUCAUACUCAUCAACAGCUGUGCCUUCUGCUACUGGUCCGUCGUGUGUUAUUAUUUCUGCACCCAUUAAUAGUGUGGAAACUAAUACUAAAUCCCAUAAACUGACACAGAAAGCAUUAUCAAGGGAGUACUUGUAUCCUCUUGGGAGCAAGGGCAUUAGCGACCGAGAUACAAACUGUAAAUGUGAUUGCAAAGAAUCUCACUCAGUAGAUAAUAACCUAGGAAAAAGCCUUGUCUCAGAACGAGAAAGUAAGAGGCUACAGAAAAUAGAGAAAAAGCAAGCAUUAGAAGAUGAAGUGGAUAAAGCCUUGCAUCCUGAUAUCGCUCAGCUAGCAACUUCAGCCUUGGGAAUAGGCUCAUCUUUGUCAGCUCCUUGCUCUCCUGCAAAGCCUCUGUUGCGCAAAACUGAGGCAGUUGACUUGGAGGAGUAUGACUAUUAUAAGAAGUUGAGUCGUGGUAUAUCCAAGGCAACAGACAAUGUCAACAUUGUAUCAAAGGCUCGAUCUGAAUUUGCUCAGGAGAUCUGGGAGGCCAUUGACUCAAGCCGAACUCCAUUCUUUAUUGAAACUCCAAUCUUUACUUUCACAUUACCUGAUCUUAGUAUAUAUUCAGAUGAAUUUCGAAUGUUUCUGGAACGUGAUUUGAUAGAGACAUCAACACUAGUGUCAUUAGAGGGUGCUGGACGUCUUAACUGGUGGGCAAUGGUGGGAGCAGCGCAAAGACUCUGGCCUUUAGCAACCACAGGAGAUGGUAACUGUUUGCUGCAUGCAGCUUCACUAGGAAUGUGGGGUUUUCAUGACCGCUUGUUGACACUGCGCAAGGCUUUGCAUGAAUUUUUGACUCGCAGUCAUUUUUGCCGUCCAUUGUGGAGACGCUGGAGAUGGCAAGUCACACAGCAGAAUAGAGAAACUGGUCUGGUAUAUAGCAAAGAAGAAUGGGAAACAGAGUGGGCCAAUGUGCUGCGCCUGGCUUCCAGUGCACCUCGAGGAGGACAGGAAUCAGGACAAGAGGAAGGAAAUGAGGGUGGCCAGAGUAAAGAGAAAGUCCAGACCAAAAGCGACACUAAUUCAGAUAUCUCGGCUGCUAGCAAGAGACUUAGCAAUGGGUUUCUUACUAGUCAGGAUGAUGACUGCACUGGGAGAGUCUAUGAGAGCUUAGAAGAGAUUCAUGUGUUGGCUUUGGCUCAUGUAUUACGCCGUCCCAUUAUUGUUGUGGCUGACUUAACUCUCAAGGAUGUGAGUGGAGAGCCGCUGGCUCCCAUUCCCUUUGGAGGUGUGUACCUGCCACUUGAGUGUCCACCCAGUGAAUGUCAGCGGUCCCCCUUACUCCUCACAUAUGAUGCUGGCCACUUCUCGGCUCUUGUUGUCAUGGAAACUCAACAGGAUUCAAGUGCUGCUCAGCUGCCUGCUGUGAUUCCAGUGACAGACUGUUGUCAUGAUCUGCUUCCCAUCCAAUUUGUUAUUGACCCAGGGGAUGAUUUCCUCUGGGGAGAAGAUGAUCUGAAUCCUACAAUCAUUCAGAAACUGACCAUCACUAAUCAUGACAAAAUUGGGCUCCUUAAUGAGUACUUGGAUAUUGCACAGGUGCCAAUUCCACCUGACUACCUUGAGGCUUGCCAAGUGGUUGAUGAUGCAGAUUCACCAGAAAAUUACCAUCCAGAAAUAGAGAAGAAGUCAUCUGAAUCAAGUUUUGAUUCAGAUGAAGGUCCACCUUAUUCUGAUGGAAUGGGUGGGAUAUUUGCAAGUAAGAGCAAAGCUUCAAAGCAACUGCAAACAGUUGCUAAGCAGUUUGGCAGCAUAGGUAAGUCAAUGUCCAAGAAAAUCAAGAAAAACUUUGGAACCUUAUCCAAGCUGGGUAGGGCAGGUUCUUUCAAGAAAAAGGAAGAGUAUGUGAAAACUUGCAGUCUUGCAAAGAACAAUCGCAUGUUGAAAAUAUCUACACAUCAGAAUUUUAUACUAGCAGCAAUGAUCCACACUGAAAAACGACAUGCUUAUCAAGAAGAGAUGGUGCGAAACUAUUUAAACACAGCACGGCGACGAUUUGAGAAGGACACGGAGCUACGUAAGCGUCAGGAAGAAGAGCUUAAACAGUUGGAAUUGGAGCUAGAGCAUCAGGCUGUAAUGGAAGGGCCAGUUCAGUGUAUUAACCCAGGUUGUAAUAUGUAUGGCACUGCAGUGACAUCUUAUAUGUGUUCUUCAUGUUUCUCCAAGCAGCGUGAGCAGGAGCAGGAAUAUAAGCGACAGACAUCCUGUAAUCUCAAUUCCCCAAAGGCACAGCAUUACAAGGUUGAUGGACCACAGUAUGGUGCUGGCAAGUCCAAGUUUUAUGCUGAGCUUGAUGCAGCAUCUGUCCUAAAUGCAACCAAAAUCCCAGUUGUACAAGCUCUUUCUACCAAGAAGGAUGGUACACUUUUCCUCUCUAAUUCAACUUUCUAUAGUGACACCUCUGCUAUUCCAAGCUGUAAUGUAACAAAGUCGCAAGCAAGUUCUGCCACCAAAGGUCAGGCCAUUAGCACAGAGUCUGAGAUGCAAAAUUCACAAAGCACUGACUCUACCCAAGGUCAUCCUUCUCCAUCAAUGCUGUCAACAACAAUGAUGAAUCAGGUUUCAGAUAGUUUCACACCAGUUGCUGUUGAUGAUGUUGCAGUUUGUAUAAGGGCAGAAAGUAGAGGGGAUAAUUCAUGCCAGCCAUGUUUGAUGCGUGAUUGCAAGUUUUAUGGUAGUUCAUCAACUGGAGGUUACUGUUCCAGGUGUUAUCAGGAACAUCACACAAUGGGGAUAGGUCCCAAAAGUGUUAUAGUCCAGCAGAUAAAGUCUGUUGAACUAUAGUUUAUAGACAUUGUGAUGUUGAUUGAUAGGAAAUAAAAUGCCUGUAAUAUUUUAUUGAGUUCAAGUUUUUGGUGUUUUGACCCUCAUUCAUAGCUUAUGGGCAUUUUCUUUUUCUUUUUUUUUCAUCUAGUCGUAGUGCCAUAGUCAUUGUGAAAAAAAAUGGUAGUAUACUGAAUUUGAUAUGAAAUUUUAAGAAUAAAACCUAGUGCACUUAUCCUAACACUAGUUGGAGAUAGAUGUGCCUUGAAUUUGAAGGGUUUUAAGAAAACAGUUUUUUGGAUAUUUCUGAUGUCCUAAAGAUUGUUUAGGAUAACAAAGUGAAAGAAUGUGUAUCCAUCACAUUAUUUUGACUUGGAAAAUAGGAUGAAGUUGUGUCUGUACUAGUGUGUAUAAUGAGUAACAGGGGAAGAGCUCAUGUGUUUUCUUAUUCACCUUUCAUAUUGUUAAUAUUCAUGAGGAACGCAUUGAUGAGUCUACCCUGCUUGUCAUUUGCACAGGGAACAUGAAGGUUUUAGAUGGCAUGACAUAUGUAUCCGCAUCAUAAAUAAGAUAAUUGUAUUUUUCUUGAGCAGUUUUUCAUGACAUGAAAGUUAUCUUGAAAGCGUCUUGACAUUGGCCAUGCAAGAUGAUUAUUUCAGAAAUUUUCAGGAUUUAAAUCCAGUAAUCAUAUUGUACAGUUUGUUCCACUGACAUACUUUUUGUUAUCUGUAACAAAAUCAUUAAAAAAAUCACCUUUUCUAUCUACUUUCAUGUUAUAUUUGAAGACAAGGGUGCUAACGGCUUGUAAUUUUUCAGCCUCAUUGAUGCAACUUUGUGACCAACUACUGUUAGUUAAGGUGAUCUUGACCCUGGGAGACAUUGUACUGGUAUUGCACAAUGUUUUGCUACACGAAGCUGAGUUACUGUACAUCGGGCUUUCCAUAUAUGCACAUUUACACAGAAAUCAGAAAUUAAACAUACAGUAUAUGAAUUGUAAUUAUAAAAUGUAAUUAAUCUCUGUAUUCGAUUAGAAUACUUUUGAAUUAUUUGAUUAUUCACAGAAUCUGUCAAGAUGACCCAAACACAUAUCCAGUUAUGAUGUAGCCAUUUCUAAGAACAGCUUUUAUUACAAAUUAUUAUUAUUUUUUUUUUUUUUUUUUUUUUAUGUAAUGUUGUGUGUGUAUAUAUAUAUAUAUAUAUAUAUAUAUAUAUAUAUAUAUAUAUAUAUAUAUAUAUAUAUAUCUUAUAUCUCAGAGGACAAAUGCAUUUUGCAGGCUUGCCAAAGGAGCUGUGAAACUUUGCCAAAUUGUAGUUUCUUAGUGGGAAGCAUAGCAUAUAAAAAGUGAUAUUUGGAUAAAACAGGGUAUAAUCCAUUUUUGUAUAAAUGCCAUAUUGAUUUUUGCAGUUGUAAGAAAACUGGAUUUUACUGUAAUUUUUGUAAAUUGUACAGAAGAUUCCUCCUCAGUUUGAGGGAUACAGAAAAAUUAGAGAUCACUUUGGAACAUUGGAGUGAUGAUGAGCUUAUAUAGAGAAGUAGGAUGUGCUUGAAUGUAGUAAUAAGCAUUUUCUUUUCCUUUUUGGAUUGCCAACUGUUUUAGAAAUGAGCACAGAUUUUUCAUGUUAAUAGCGCAUGCUAUGACUGUGCCAGUUAGAUUAUCUUAAUGAAAUUGUUUUCAAAAAUUGUAAAAAUUUUAUAAUUAUUUCCAGUGAGCUUUUUAAUAAGAUCUAGGAAACAGUGUCCAUGAUAUAGUGCUUAGGAGAUAUAUAGAUGAUUACAAUAGGUAUGAUUAAUUCAGAAAGUUAAUCCUGCCAUCUACAUCUCCUGUCAAGUGUUCAUCCACAUCUUCUAUACUCUUCCUCUUUUACAGUAGUUUCCUGUCAGUCAUCAUGCUGUAAAAGUCAAUGGUAAUAGUUGUUCCAGUCCUUUUUUGGCACUAGCUCUUUAAGGCCUGUCUUGCUUAACAUCAUUUGAAUGCUGGCUUUAAGUUUUCAGUGUAUAAGAAGAAACAUGUUAUAUUGCAAAGAAAGAAGUAUAUGUGUGGUUCCAUUAUCAUAUCUAGCCUCAAGUGUUAUAUUUGUCCUAUAGAGAAAAGAAUGUAGAAAAAAAAAAUAUUAAACAGACAUUACAAGCACUUAUAUACAUCUGUAUCAGUUCCAGUAAGCCUGCAAGUACAGGAAGAGUAAUAUAUCAGAUAUUGAUUUAUUUUUUAAAUUUUAUUACUUUUGAAUGUUAUUGUUACUGUUAACUGUUGCAGUAUUGUAGUUGUUUUCAAUGAGUAAUUUAAAAUUCGUCAUGCUUAGAAGUUUCCAUUUUUGUGUUUCUAACACCUUAUAAGUAUUUUUCUGUCAUUAAGUCUUGAAACAUUGCUGACCUUAACUUAACUCUAAACAAACAACACAGGAUUCAAAAUGAGAGAAAAAAGAAGAGCAAGUUAAGCCUUAUUAUUUAUGUAAAUGUGCAUAUAUGAACAUGAUUCCUGUAUUAAACUUUUUUCAUUUUACUAUAUUAUUUUUGCUCAUUAAUUGCAUAGUGAUUAAGCUUUGGUAGGAAUCCUCAAUGUCAAUGACCACCUUGAUUAAUGGUAUCUUUUAUGAAGAUUGAACAUGUAUAUUGUUACUGCAAAGUGAAUGUUAUCAGGAUUUGGAUAUCUAUUUUUUGUCAUAUAAGUUGUCUAAUUGUGGUUAUAUAUGAGAUUAUUUAUUUGCAUAUCAAGCUGUGCCCACAGGGUGAGUGUGUUCAUGGUUCUUUGGCAAUAUGGAUAUAUAUUGACCAUUAAAAAAGGUGGCUCACAUGAAAUACAUAUAUAUAUUUUCUUACUGUACUCUGCUGCCUCAAGUAUGAUAGUAUAUCUGUGCAGGCCUGUUGGUAGAUUAGAUAAUGUAAUCUACAAAUUCAGUAGUGAGUCUAAAAAAUGGAUCAUUAAUACUUUUAAGCAAUAGGUAUGUUCUCUGUGUAUUACUAUUCUUCUCCACAUGCUUAAAUCUUUUCAUAGAAUGUAUAUUGAUUGCCCAAAGAAAACUUUCAUAUCUAUAAGAAUUUGCUGUUCAUUUAUCUUAUAUUAAGGAAGGAUUGUAAAUUAUUGCUGCACAUUUUUUGCCUGUAUAGCAGUAGCAAAAUGUUGGAAUUUUUUUUUCUUUCUGGUAUAGGUGUAAGGUUGGCCUUAUGCUUGGGUAAGCUGGUGUCCAAUAUUUUUCAUAUAUUAGUAACACCUGAUCUGAUUUUGAUGAAUAUUUGUAUAAACACAAGAUGCCUAGAAGGCAGAAGAAACAUGAAUUAGGUUUAGCUCCUGAUAUAUCAGUGUAACCCUGUAACCGGUGGAGAAUACAGUUAUCAGUGCUUCUUCACAAUGCAGAUAUCAGUAAUGUUUUGCACAUGAUAUUGAAAGCCCAACUACCGUGAAGUUGUGCUCUGCGGUACUAUAUGUUCUUGGUGAUUAUCUCUCAUUUGUUAACAGUUGUGUGUAGAUUAGUUUUGAUAUCACAGGUAAACUGUAUUUUAAAAUACAGCUCUCUUCCAUUUGAGAAACUUGGUAAAUAUUUUUAAUAGAGGAAUGUGCAACUCAUUUUUGUACAAAAUAUUUAUUUUCAAUUGUAUAGCACGGAUUUCUGUCUUGUAUAUAACUACUUGCUUUGAACAAGUAACAUUUGUACAAAUACUUUAUGUUAGGAUGAUCAGUUGAGAACAUGAUAAUAGUUUUUAGUUAGUGGUAUAUCAUUUAUCAUUAAAUAUGUGAAUUUAUAAAUAGUUUAUAAGGAAUUGGGAGGAUAGUAUUGAGACUGAAUCUUUAUGAAGAGAAAAGAGUCUCUGGCAUAGGUACCCGAAGGGUUCAUCAAGAAGCAAAAGAACUCUUCAGCCUGAAGUAAACGAUACAUGUUUUCAUAAUACUUUGCUAGAAUUUAUGUAUUAUUCAUGAUUGCUUUUCAGAUUCAUAUUUUUUUUGGUUCCAAUAUAAUUCUCUCUCUCUCUCUCUCUCUCUCUCUCUCUCUCUCUCUCUCUCUCUCUCUCUCUCUCUCUCUCUCUC